CAGCAAUAGCGCCAACAACAACAAUGGUUGCCUCCCCAGCAGCAAGCAAUUUGGCGGCAUUUUCCUGCUACGAGGCAAAUUGUGCAUUGCAGUUCGAGCAACAGCAGCAGCAGCAACAACAACAAGCAUAUUUGCAGCGUACGCAAUUGCAGCUAGCACUACAGCAGCAAGCAACUCAACGAGAACAACAACAACAACAACAACAUGCAGGUCAACAGCCACCGUCAACAUUUUACAUGCAACAAAUGCCUUUGGUCGGACCAGCAGCAACCGUUGCAGCAGCACCCACCCAACCACACCAACAAUACACCAUGCAAUGGCCAAUGCCGUUGCCGUUGCCUGCAAUGGCAGAGCAACAGCAUUGGCAAUUACAACAAUAUCAACAACAGCAGCAGCAGCAGCAGCAGCAACGACAACAGCUGGUGCAUUUUUAUCCCCUUGAGAGCUUAGCUGCUGCCUACAGCAGUUGAUGGGCAAAGCAAUAAUUUCCCUCCAGGGGGUUUUGCUAGGCGAUGCUAGGAAUGGGAAGAGUGAUUUGCAAGAGCACAAUUCUCGUUAUAGGCACGGUCGUUAUUAAUAUAAUUUGAGUCGGAUUAAAAUUCUAUUAACCCAUCAAUUCCAGAAGCUUUUGAAAUUACAAACGGUUUUUAUUUUGAUUUUGAAACCUCUUAGCUUUGCUCAAAACUAAGUUUAAUCUCAAACUAAAUAUAGUUAAAUUAGUAAAACCCGUAAAAAUUCAAAAAAAAACAGGUUAAAUGCUUUCAAAUUUCCUUAUUUCACAAAGGCCCUAACCAACACUUUUUUCGAAACUGCGUUUUUCACAGACUUUGGUAGGGUAUAUUAAAACGCACCUUCUUUAAAAAUUUUAAAGUGCUAGUAUCAAAAACACGGGAGUUAAGCUGCUUUUUCAAAAGGCCUAUCUUCAGUUUUUGAUUUACUUUGUAUAAUGUUUUUUUUUUUUACUUCUGUAAAAUAUAAAAUUUGCUGGUGGGGACCUUUGUGAAUUAAGGUAACGAUAUGUAUGUAUAACUUUGAGCUUGAGAAAAAAUUAACACUCUGUAACUUUACCUUUCAAAUACCGUGUAAUUUGUAAUUUUUCGAACUUCGAAGUACAAGCUUUCGAAAAUAACCGGUCUAUAAAAUGCAUAACUUAUGAAAAAACACAGAUUUCAAUAAGCUUUUGUAAAUUGCAUUUUUUCAAAAUGUCGGAUUCAUGCAUACCUCAAUUAAGGCGAGCUUUACCAAAAAAAAAAUUGUUAAAUUAAGCUCUCCAAACUUUAAUCGUGCAAAAUAUUUUACUUUUGAGUAAUCGGGCAAGCGAAAAUCCGAUCAGUCGACAGUCACAUUUCGAAUAAUUUUUGAGCUUUUGACAAUGUUUGCAUUAGAACUUUUUAAAUUAUGCCAAAAACAUAUAUUUGUUGUGCGUUUGAAUCUUGAAGCCUUACUAAAAUCUAAUUAUGGGCAAAAAUAAUCUUUAUAAGAGUAGAAACUUCAAGCGUUCAAAAGCUCUACGUUGAAAGAAUAAGCUUAGAACUUCGAUAGGCUUCACACAAAAGUUUAGCUUUUCGAUAAAUAAGCUAUAGAGUUAAAAAAAAAGAUUUCCGUGACUGAAACUCAAGCUUUUAAAAGCGCUAAAUUUAAAAAUAGUGAGUACUUUAGCUUAAGUAAGAUUGAAAAUAAAGCGGUUCAUUAGGCUUCACAAGCGUCAUAAGCUCCAUACUGCAAAAAUUAAAAUUCGUUGAAUAUUCGAUUGCUUAAACUUUAGUCAAAGUGAAGCUUUUUAUUGAAAAAAUUCAAGCUAAUUAAAGCUUGUGUGUAAAAAUCGACUGCUGAGUGAAAGAUCGACCUACAUAUCUCGGCAGCCAGUUCGAAAACACCCUAUCACAAAAAAAAACUUUUCAAAAACGCCCUAUUUCAGAAUUUGGUUGAAGAACAGCCUAUUUCAGAAUUCGGUUCAAAGAGCUCCCCAAGAAAAUCUCACUCGCGCCCCUCCGCCAGGAAAGUUAAAGAUCUCGCUGUCGCUUGUCUUACAAAGCUUUAAAUAACCAUAGUAUUUCCACUUAUAUUACCAGAAGUACUUUUGAGCGUUACUUGAAAACUUGUUUAAGCUUUCAGAGUAAAAGCUCGCUCUCUUCGUCACUGGCUCAAGGAAUGCUGCUAUUGCUGCUGCUCUGCUCGCUCGCCUUUUAAACACACAUCCCCUCUAGCUCUCCCAAAAAUAAGUUGCAUUUUAAUUAAGCUGUUCGCGGUGGUUUGUGUCACUACUUCUGCACUCUGGUUUGUGGCUAAGCUACACCCUAUACGUACUGUUAACUGUUUACUUUACUUUUUUUAUACACAUACUUAUACCAUUUACAUACAUAAUUAUAUACUACAUACAUAAAUAAUUACAUACAUAUAAUUAUGAUAAAAAAAAAAAAAAACUUAAAAUACUAUGUCUAAUGUAACGAAUAUUUUAAUGCUGAGCUGAUUAUAGUGAUGUUACUUUGAUUUCCAUUAAUUUAAAUAAAUAUGUACGUUUAAAGUUGACGCUAUUUUAUUGAUUUAUGAUUUGUUGAGAGAUGAAAACCGGAUUUCUUUACAUAAUUAUUUGUUUCACACUUUUUUUUUUUUGGUAUCGAAAAUGUGUAAAAAUGCACUUUAUAGCUAAACUGUUUAUGUUGCAGAAAAAAUAGUAAUAAUAUUGAAAAAUAGCAAAAACAAAAAAACAAGUAAUUUUUUUUAGAAAAAAAAACGAUAUUGCGAUUGUUGUCAUGUUAAUUUUUUGUAUGUAUGUAAUAUUUUUCUAAUUAUUUUGUAUGUAAUUUACCUACGAUUAAGAUGAACUUGCCUGCGCGCAGCAGUGUUAUUUAGACACUCAAACUACAAUGCAUACAUACCUACAUAUUUUUACGAGUACAUAUUUAUAAAACUUAUCUGCAGAGAUACGAAUAUAAAAGAUGUGUGUACUACGUUACGUUACGUUACGUUCGUUUUUAUUAAUUUUCCAUAGAAUUUAGUCUUUAUUACAUACAUACAGCUGCAUAUGCAUAUACAUACAUACUACCGCAUACAACUACUAAGUAUAUGAAUAUAUGCUAUGCUAUGCGAUGCUAUGCUUAUACAAUACAAAAUAUAAAUACGAUUAUGAAAAAAAAUUUUAAAGUAAAAAAAAACAGUAAAUAUUCUUGCGUUGCGCUCAAUUAAUAUUGAAGCACCACAAAAACAACACACACACACACACACACACACUCUUUGUUAAUAUAUUUAAGAGAUUUUAAAUAAAUAUUUAUAAUCAUAAGAAUAUCACUACUUCACAAUACUUGUAUGUAUGUAUAUGUUUGCUUAAAGAAAGAAAAGGAGUGUGGAGUUGAUAAGAUAAGAAUUUCAUUAAGCCAAUAAAUAUGUAGGCACGCAAAAAGUACUAUGCCCUUUUAGAAAAGAAGAAAAAUGUAUUGAAAAUAAAUGUUGCUUAUGCAGCCAGUUUGAAGCGGCCGAACGAAUGAAAACAAAAAACCGUUUGUUAUAAAUGUACUGGUAUGUUUUGUGUACUGUUUAGUACUUUUUCUACAUUGAUAAACUAGCGUGUGCUGCAUAUGUAUUAUGUACAUAUGUAUGUAUGUAUGUACAUAUGUAUGUAUGGGUGUAAGCGACUCAACUGCAACACUUCCUGAAACAACCAGAUGGGGUGAGCGUUGGACUGAGCAGGUCUAGCUGAAGUUUGAAAAAAGUACUAAAAAGCUGAUUAACUUUUAAUGAUAUUCGAAAGCAGCUGCCGAAACUUUUUCAUGCUUUUUUUUUUGUUUUUAUUUUGCUAAAUUUUUUGGGCGCCUUCAAUGUCCUUUGUAGCAUAUUUUCGCAUACUUUUUGCUCCAAUACAUAUUUAGAUCUCUUUAAAAGCCGUUAAUAUUCCGCGAAGCCAAGUUUUAUCGCUGGCAAAGCCCACAUUUAACAACAGAGCUGACGAGCUUACUCGCGAAUUUUCCUCAUUUUUCAACUCAAAGCGUGAAUAUUCACUUCCCAAACUGGAUGUAGCUAACCAAUUAUACAGCUUAAGCGCCUAGAAGCAUGCUACAAAACCUACAUACAUGCAUAUACAUAUCUAUAUGUACGCACACGCACACCCACACCCCCACCCACACCACACGAAAACAUUUGCCCCAUUGGCGUGGCAGGAGUAUGCGUGAGCUCAAAA
Messenger RNA from Rhagoletis pomonella (apple maggot), 4174 nucleotides. RefSeq names its product nuclear transcription factor Y subunit beta-like. Bases 24 to 470 code for a protein of 148 amino acids. The transcript is spliced from 2 exons. NCBI's taxonomy places the organism in Eukaryota, Metazoa, Arthropoda, Insecta, Diptera, Tephritidae. The record is from RefSeq and is a predicted model, not a curated record.